Pseudophryne corroboree (corroboree frog) is the source of this 3379-nucleotide messenger RNA. RefSeq names its product threonine synthase like 1 (gene THNSL1). Gene Ontology annotation, cellular component: cytoplasm. The record is from RefSeq and is a predicted model, not a curated record. Bases 218 to 2380 code for a protein of 720 amino acids. The transcript is spliced from 2 exons. Gene Ontology annotation, biological process: amino acid metabolic process. NCBI's taxonomy places the organism in Eukaryota, Metazoa, Chordata, Amphibia, Anura, Myobatrachidae. Gene Ontology annotation, molecular function: pyridoxal phosphate binding.
UGCAGAAGCUGAAAGGGGAGGUUUCUGUAGCAGUGAGGGAGGGAGGCAGUUUGCGUGCUGCUGCUGUCAUGAUUGCACUCACUGCUUGUGUGCAGCCACCCUCAAGUGUGCAGUAAGCUCUGCAAUGGAACCAUCAAGUUAAAUAUAUACAGAAAGUAAUGUCCAUUAGAAAAAAUAAAUAAGUAUCGGACUCUGCAUUCUACAUUCCGCAAUUAAAAUGUUUAGGUUGCUAUUUUUGAAAUCCUUGGCUCAUUCCAAGCUACGGAAGUCAUGGCUGUCAACUCUGAGCUCUCUUGUUGGCGAGAAGAAUCUCAUACUGAUGGGGCCUCCGGGUUCCGGGAAGACCUCUGUUGGUAGAGUACUUGGUCAGAAGUUGGGUUGCCCGGUAAUCGAUGUGGAUGAUGAUGUCCUUGAAAAAAGCUGGGACAUGAGUGUCUCUGAUAAGUUGCAGGAAGUUGGUGAUGAACAGUUUGUAGAGGAGGAAGGAAAAGCUCUUUCAAAGUUCUCUGCAUCUGGAAGUGUCAUUUCCCUGACUGGGUCCAAUCCUCUGCACGCUGGCAGCAUGGAACACACAAAGAAAAAUGGAAUAGUUGUUUAUCUUGAUGUCCAUUUACAGGAUAUACUAGAGAGGCUUGAGAGAAUGAAAGUGAAUCGCAUUGUUGGUCAAAGGUCCGGAAUUUCAAUUGGUGACAUACUUCAGAAGAGGAAGCAGUUCUAUAAAAAGUGGUAUGACGUGCGUGUGUUUUGUCAGACAGGGGAUUGCAUAGAAGUCAUGGCUGACAACGUCAUUGAUGCAGUGAAAAGAUAUCAGAAUGGACAGUGUGAGACCUUUGUGUCUACACGAUCUCAUGGCUCUGAAAGACAGACAAUCAAAAGUCAGCCAAAGUUCUUCAGUGAUGUGCUUAUAGAAGGCCUCGCCGCUGAUGGAGGGCUCUAUGUUCCAAAAAACGGCUUACCAAAGCUCACCCCUGGUGAAUGGGGCAGACUAGUGCAAUCAUCUUAUGCUGAAAGGGCGCAGAUCAUUUUGGAAAAAUGUAUACACCCAUCGGAUAUCCCAUCCGUAGUUUUAGGAGAAAUUAUUGAAAAAGCGUAUGGUGAUAAUUUUGAUUGCCGUAAGAUUGCUCCAGUCAGACACUUGUCAGGCAAUCAAUUUGUCCUUGAACUUUUUCAUGGGCCAACAGCUUCCUUCAAGGACUUGGCAUUACAGUUCAUGCCUCAUAUGUUUGCCUAUUGUAUUCCAAAAGUUUGUAACUACCUAGUCUUAGUAGCAACUUCUGGAGACACAGGAAGCGCCGUCCUCGAUGGGUUCAGUCGCCUCAGUGACCUUGACAAGCGCAGAAUUGCUGUGUUUUGCCUGUACCCUGAAAAUGGAAUAAGCGAAGUGCAAAAAUCCCAAAUGAUUGCCUGCCAGGGAGACAACGGAUUGGCGAUGGGAGUCCAGUCUGAUUUUGAUUUUUGUCAGAAUUCUAUAAAAGAAAUGUUUACCAAUCCGGAGUACACUGGCUAUCUCACAGCUGAAUAUGGCACAUCUCUAACUACGGCUAACUCCAUCAACUGGGGUAGACUGCUUCCUCAGAUUGUCUACCAUGCAUCUGCCUAUCUUGACCUGGUUAGCCAAGGUGUUAUAACAUUUGGGAGCCCAGUCGAUGUAUGUAUUCCCACAGGAAACUUUGGAAAUAUACUGGCUGCACUUUACGCAAAACAAAUGGGAAUUCCAAUGCGAAAAUUCAUUUGUGCAUCCAAUCAAAACAACGUUUUGACUGAUUUUAUAAAUACUGGACUGUAUGAUCUCAGGGGCCGAACAUUGCUGCAGUCCUACUCUCCAGCCAUUGAUAUCCUUAAAUCGUCCAAUUUAGAACGAUAUUUACAUCUCCUAACAAACAGAGAUGGUCGCCUCGUUAGUGAACUUCAGAGCCAGCUGCUGAGCCAUGGUCAUUUUCAGUUGCCGGAUAAUUUAUUCCGCCGUUUGCGGCAGGACUUUGUUGGCGAUUGGUGCUCGGAGACAGACUGCUUGUCGACCAUCCGCUCUGUUUAUGAUAAAACAGGAUACAUUCUGGACACGCACACAGCUGUUGCCAAAGUAGUUGCAGAUCGAAUGCAGGACCGUACAUGUCCAGUUAUCAUUUCAUCCACAGCUCAUUAUUCCAAGUUUGCACCUGUUAUUUUACAAGCUUUGAGGAUUGAAGAAAUGAAGCAAAGUCCUCUAAGUCAGCUGCAUGUGUUAAAUUCCUUCCACCCUUUGCCUCCUGCUCACAGAUCUAUGAUAGCGAUGCUUAAAGGGCAGCAAACUCACAAGAGCCAUGUUUGCGAGGCCGAUCCAAGCCAUAUUAUGCAAAAUGUUGACUGCUACCUACAAAAUGUAUUUUUGAAAGUCCAUUAAAGGGUUUGCCAGCUCAGUUCUUUUAAAGUUUUUUCUUUAAAAAGUUAGAUGAUUUAUAAGGGAGAAAUAAACGUAUUUCCACAUCGUUACUGCACUAAGCAUAGCCAAACUACCUCUCUGAGUGGAAGAAGUUCUGAAUAUUACGCUAAUGUAGAUCAGCCACGAUAUGGUUGUAAGUUGUUCACAUUUAACAAAUUUUAUGCAAGUGGUGGUUUCACGUGGCGUAAAUGGGCAUUUUAAUCUAACACUGAAUCAUCGCCUUAAUGUAUUUUUCUAUAUGAUAAAUUAGUUUUACUUAAGACUGUUUUUUUGGGUUUGUUUUUAUUUUAUUUUAAUGCCACUUAUAGGGGCAAGGAAAUUAUCUCAAAACAAUAUUAUCCCUGCUUUGGCAACACAUAUGCAGGUUCCUUAGUGCAAUUCCGUGGCAUGAUGUGUCAUGUGACUUGCACUGCCAAGGACUUUAAAUUAAUUUCAGUUUUGCAAACUGCGGAAACUGUAAUGGCAGAGAUGGUUAAAAAAAGAUAUAGGGGGUCAAUAUGUUAUAUUAGCCAAGUUGUGACAUAAGCAGUGUGACACCUACAGCUUGGCGUGAUAUCUGGGGAAAUGAUGGAGCACAGCUGAGGGGUGUAGUCGGUGAAGAGGAGACUGAGGAAAACUGCAGUAAAUUGAAAACUGUGCUGAGAAUAGAUACUUGAACAAAGAACUGUUCCCUAGAUGCAGGAGCUGAGACAGAUGGCUAAUCCAGAGCAGGUAGUCAAUUGCCAUGGCAAAUAUGGUAGUGCUUAGAAAUCAGAUAUAGGCCCUCUGGGUGGAGUCCACAAUCAUUAACUCUUUCCUGGCUGUAGGAACACGUUGUGAGUUGUAGGUAAAUGUGUCAUGAAAUUACCAAUGAGCUGGACGAAGUUCCCUUUUGGUAUUGUUAAGUUGCUAUGAUUGUGGUCUUUGAAAUAAACUAUUGUCAUAGACUUAAGUUGUAUUAAAGUUAAACAUUAUAUCAUA